AUGCUAGAUAAACAAAUUGCCUUUGAGCAAGCAACACUAAGACGUCUACUAGAGAAGGAGAGGAGACCUGCGCGUCUCCCUCCUCCUCCUAUAGGGGCCCCUAUAUUUAGGGGGAUAACGGGGGCCCCCCAACCCCAAUUGGUAACGGCGCCCCCUACCCCAGUAGCGGCCUACUCGACCCCCGCUCUAGUCGUGGAAGGGGCCCCAGGGGCCCCUGGGGCCCCUAGGGGCCCCCUGACGGAGGGUAUAGAUGAAGCUGGAGGGUCUCCGAGGCCCCCCAAGAGAGAAGUUGAAGAUGAGGUGCCCUUGGGGCCCCCCAUGCUGAGCCAAGGAGGAGGAGAGGGGCCCCCCCCUUCGUUCCCUUCUGGUGUCUCCGAAGACACAAGAAUAAAUCCAGGUAGGAGCAGGGAAGAGGCAUAUAAGGAAGAAAAGGAGACAGGGGGUACAGGCGGGGAGACAGGAGAAGCAGCAAGAAAGGAGACAGACAGAGGAGGGGUGCAGCAAGAUAGUAUACACCAUACAGCAAGACAGCAGCAGCAAGGGACUAUUCCUGCUGCAGCAGUGGAGACACUUAAGCAAGCACAACCAGAUGGAGCAGCAACAGCAGAAGUACCAGCAGCAGCAGCAGCAGCAGCAGCAGAUACUACUAUGCCAUGGUAUAAGACAGUAGCAGGUAUUGGUCUUAUCUUAAUAUCCACGGCAUUAUUAUUGUUGUUUUGUUUCCGUUGUUACAUGAAGAGGAGGGAGCAGGGAGUAGGGGGCCCCCUAGGUGGGGGGCCCCCCAAUAGUACCCUUGGGGCCCCCGGACAAGGGGUACAGCAGCAGCAACAAGGUAUUAAGGAAGAAAAUAAAGGAAAAAGGCCUUCUUCUGCUGCUUACUCCCAUCUAUCUGAUCAACAUAAUGUAAGAGAUCCAGAGAAUGGCCAUUGGUGGGAUCAAGAAGAAGAAGAAGAAACUAACGCAUUCGGACCCUCUUAA
Molecule: messenger RNA, 978 nt
Organism: Eimeria maxima
Lineage: Eukaryota; Apicomplexa; Conoidasida; Eucoccidiorida; Eimeriidae
Product: acetyltransferase domain-containing protein, putative
Exons: 2
Coding region: 1-978 (325 amino acids)
Source: RefSeq, a predicted model, not a curated record